AUGCCUGGCGUUACUUCGAAGACUUCAGCGAGCAGCAAAUAUGACCAAAUCCCGGGUCCGCUCGGAUUGGCAUCGGCUUCGUUAGAGGGCAAGGUCGCUCUCGUGACCGGCGCUGGUCGUGGCAUCGGCAGAGAGAUGGCCCUUGAACUCGGACGCCGCGGGGCCAAGGUCAUCGUUAACUACGCCAACAGCGAUUCGGCUGCCCAGGAGGUGGUCAAUCUCAUCAAGAAGAAUGGAUCCGACGCCGCCCGCAUCAAGGCAAACGUGACCCAUGUCAACGAGAUUGUGCGUUUGUUUGACGAGGCCGUCAAGAAGUUUGGCAAGCUGCACAUCGUGUGCUCCAACAGUGGCGUCGUCUCUUUUGGCCACGUCAAGGAUGUCACUCCCGAGGAGUUUGACCGCGUCUUCAACGUCAACACGCGCGGCCAGUUCUUCGUCGCCCGCGAGGCGUACAAGCACCUCGAGGUCGGCGGCCGCCUGAUCCUCAUGGGUUCCAUCACCGGCCAGGCCAAAGGCGUACCCCGGCACGCCGUCUACUCGGCUAGCAAGGGCGCCAUCGAAACGUUUGUGCGGUGCAUGGCCAUUGACUUUGGCGACAAGAAGAUCACCGUCAAUGCGGUCGCGCCUGGCGGCAUCAAGACCGACAUGUACCACGCCGUCUGCCGCGAGUACAUCCCCAAUGGCGACAAGCUCGAUGAUGAGGGUGUCGAUGAAUACGCUGCCGGGUGGUCUCCUCUUCAUCGUGUCGGCUUGCCCAUCGAUAUCGCCCGCGUCGUUUGCUUCCUGGCGUCCCAGGACGGCGAGUGGGUCAACGGCAAAGUCAUUGGCAUUGACGGGGCGGCUUGCAUGUGA
Molecule: messenger RNA, 852 nt
Organism: Thermothelomyces thermophilus ATCC 42464
Lineage: Eukaryota; Fungi; Ascomycota; Sordariomycetes; Sordariales; Chaetomiaceae
Exons: 4
Coding region: 1-852 (283 amino acids)
Molecular function (GO): oxidoreductase activity
Source: RefSeq, a predicted model, not a curated record